AGAGUCAGAAACGGUAAUAUCUGAGAUUGCCAACAAAGCAAGAUGGCUUCUCAUAAUCCAAACAUGCAGGAUUCAAGUCAAAGUUUUGCUCUAGAUCUUGGAGUUGGUGACUCUGGAUCUCAGUCUGCUUAUCCAGUGAAACCUAGUCAAUAUGCUGCUACUCUAGAGAGUCCAACUAAAUAUGCCAUAUCCCAGGAUGAAUUCCAAUUUGUGCCAUCAAAUGUUGGGUCGUCAAUGACAGAAUCUGAUAUGGCUGGCUCCAUGGAAGUCCCUGGCCAAGCCAAUACAUCUUAUGAUGCCAAGAAUCCCGACAGCAGUGGCUUUGUCAGAAACAGAGGUACAACGUCGCAAUAUCUGGACGCCAAGGGCUUUGGAUGGUUACUUGAAGUGGAGGAUGAUCAUGAUGACGACGUGCAGAAACCUUUACUGGAGGAGUUGGAUAUAGAUCUGAAGGAUAUCUACUACAAAGUGCGAUGUGUCCUGUUCCCACUACCACAGCUUGGCUUCAACAGACAGAUCGUGAGAGACAACCCUGACUUCUGGGGACCUCUCAUCGUUGUUCUGCUGUAUUCUUUACUCUCAUUGUAUGGACAGUUUAAGGUUGUGUCAUGGAUCAUCACGAUCUGGGUGUGCGGUUCGUUCAUCAUCUAUCUUCUGGCCCGAGCCCUAGGAGGUGAAGUGACAUACUCGCAGUGUCUCGGUGUUAUUGGAUACUCCCUCUUACCCCUCAUCAUAACGGCGACAAUGUUACCACUUGUGCACUCGUUUGUUUAUAUUGGAUAUCUAAUAAAGUUACUUGGAGUUAUCUGGGCAAGUUACAGUGCAGGAUCGUUACUCUGUGUUCAAGAAUUACAACAAAAGCGUCCAUUGCUAUUUUACCCAGUAUUUCUUUUGUACAUUUACUUCUUUUCUUUGUACACGGGUGCGUAAUGGACUUUCGUGUGUGCAUAGGAGACUUUUAUAGAACAAAUUGUGUCCCAGUCAUAUUGUUAUUGCUAAGAGGCCAUGGGUCAAAAUCAGGGGCUAGUCUUUGAAUUGGUGACAAAAUUUUGGGGAUAGAGUAUGAAUGCUAUUGCAAAAAGUAAGGUGCCUACUUCACAUGAACAAAAGUUUAUGCAAAGAAAGAUGUACUUUAGCCAGAUAUGUUGACAUUAGUAACUAGAAAAUAAUUUCAACUGCUGUAUAACUGAUAGAAAGAUUUUAGUUCAAGAGUUUCCUCCUAGGUGGCAGUUCUAAAGGACGUAGGUUUGGCCACCUAGGAGUGUAGUGAUGAACUAGAAUAACUGCAUUUGGCAUUGGAUAUUCUCAUAAAGACAGUAUGUUUGGUUAUCGAGCCACUUUUUGGUGAGAACUUUAUAAUCAUGUGAUGUUAUCACCUAAUUCAUCAUGAAAGGAGCAUUUUUACUUUGCCCCUGAAUGACAGCUUUUGGUUUUGGCCCACAGCCUAGUAGUGUUUUUGGUCAGCAAGAAAUGAUCGUCGAGGAAUUGACCAAGAAGGUUUGCCAAUGUAUUAAGUAAAGAGAACUACCCGCUGAUAUAAACAUGCAAUAAAUGAUAUUGUAUUGGGUUUAAAGUAUGGAAUGUCUGCCUGUCUAAAUGGGGAUUCCUGGUUCAAAUGUAGGCAAACUGUUAGGGUCAUCAGUUUUCAGUUGCUGCUUCCAUUUUCCAUUCUAGGAGUGUAGACAUUCCUCAAUUCGUCUCUUGACCACCCGAGAAUUAUUGGGGCCUCAGCACGGACCAGCACAGUGUCUACUCUUUUGCAUGAGCUGAUACACUAUGCACUGCAGCACCUUUCCAUGGCCAAUCUGGGUGUCUAUAUACAGUAGAACCUCUCUUAGCAGACACCUCUCUAUUAAGGACAACCUCUCUAUUAAUGACACUAGUUUUGGUCCCAGUUUGGUUGUUUCCAAUCAAUUUGACCUCUCGUAUCAGGACACCUCUCUAUUAAGGACAGCACUUGUCAGUCCCGAGGGUGUCCUUUAUAGAGAGGUUCUACUGUGUACCCUAAGCACUACAAGUUGCUGCACAUCUCAGCUGGGCAAUAAAAUAUGGUAACCGGAAAAACGCCGACCGACCGACCGACCGACCGACCUACUCGCCGACUCUGACAACCUCACUUACGGCAUCCCAUUCGCGCCUCAUAGCCCGGUAACCGGAAAAACGCCGACCGACCGACCGACCGACCGACUGACCUGCCAACCUACCGUCAUAGUGCAGUAUCCCUUUCGCUUCUCUAUAGCACAUGUAUCUGUGUAGUGCCCAGCGCAAUGGACGUGAUGGAGUCCGACGUGUCUGACAGCAGCAUCUCCAGUCAAUUAUACCGGGAAAACGAGCCCACGCGGUAAGGAACUGAUAACGAUACUCUAAAGAUAUGCUUUGUCUACAUGGUCGGUGGAUAUAAAAACAUGAUUUGGGCCUAAUCUAUGCACUGUAGUUUUUCUACUCGAGUGUCUCGACCGAUGCAAUGCAUGAACUGCAACGCGCAACAUGCAUUUGUUGUCAUUUGACCAGCGCACGUGCGCUUGUUUACAAUUUCAUUUCACGUGACCUGCUAUCGUGGAUUGGAUAUAUCACAUUGACUUAUGAGACCUGUGACUCAACUACGAAACUCCUUGGGUUGGUAGGUCGGAAGGUUGGUCGGUCAGUCGGUCGGUCGGUCGGCGUUUUUCCGGUUACCAUAAAAUAUGACUUGGUUUGUGAUGUGUAGGGGGAAGAGGAGGCUAAUGUAUCUUUUGUUUUGUACAGGUAAACUGAUACCUUUAUACCCUGUGUAGGCGAUACAUGAAAUGUAUAGGUUCUUGGCGUCUGUUACUGACAUUCUUAGACUGGUGGUUACUUCAUGUUCCUGAGGAUGAUAUUUAUUAAUAAAAUGCGUAUA
Lineus longissimus is the source of this 2878-nucleotide messenger RNA. Its product is annotated as protein YIPF4-like. Gene Ontology annotation, cellular component: membrane; trans-Golgi network. Bases 43 to 930 code for a protein of 295 amino acids. NCBI's taxonomy places the organism in Eukaryota, Metazoa, Nemertea, Pilidiophora, Heteronemertea, Lineidae. The transcript is spliced from 5 exons. The record is from RefSeq and is a predicted model, not a curated record. Gene Ontology annotation, biological process: vesicle fusion with Golgi apparatus; endoplasmic reticulum to Golgi vesicle-mediated transport.